Molecule: messenger RNA, 1341 nt
Organism: Racocetra fulgida
Lineage: Eukaryota; Fungi; Glomeromycota; Glomeromycetes; Diversisporales; Gigasporaceae
Source: the annotation of a GenBank genome assembly
GAAGUUUCUGACGCUUUUCUUCAAGUAUAUCAACAAUACGAUCAUUUCAAUGUAGACCCUGACAACCCUCAAGAAGAAGCUGCUGGAAAUAGAAUUGAAGAAAUAGGAUCUGAAGAUGAAGACUUAAUAAACCUUGGAGAGGAGUCUGACGAAGACACUGUAAUAGAAGUUCUGAAUAACGAUUCAUCCUCUGAAAGUUCUGAAAAUAAUAUAGUUAGGAACCCUCAAGAUCAAGCUAGAGCUCUUAAUAAUCUUGCUGAUCAAAUUUUCAACCUCGUUAAUCAAAUCAAGCCUACUCCCACACCUCAAGAUAUAGAGAAAGCUUUUGUGGCCAACCAAGUUACUGAUGCUAGAAAAUUAUCUGUUAUUAUCUCUUAUUUGAAAGGCCCAGCAGCAACUCCAAAUAUUGAUCUGUGGAAUGAUCCUCAUAAUCGUAAUCUUAGUUUUCAACCUGAAUUCGCCUUGGAGAGUAAAUGGUUUUCUAAGUUAUUUACUAGAAAACAAUAUUCUCUUGAAGCCGUUGAUACUUACUAUACUGUUAUAGUUGAGCUCUUUAGACAUGUUGAAGCAGAAGGUGCUCGAUAUCCAAAUAUAGCUAAAGUGCAAAUUUUUGUUAAUGGAUUACAUCCUGAGUUAUCAGUAGCAGACAUGGACAGUGAUAUUGAAAAAUUGAAUGAAACUCUCAAUAAUAUGCUUCACCAUUUAAAAGAUCAAAAUAAAAAUUUUACUAAAAAUCAAACACAUUCUAAUAUUGUUUGUUUUAGUUGUGAACAUACUGGUUAUAUAGCUCCUCAUUGUCCUAAUAACAAUAUAUCUCAUUCUAAUCAAAAUAAGAACUAUCAAUCUAAUAAUAGAAAUUUUAAUAAUUCUAAUAAUGGAAGUUCUAAUUAUGUUUGUUCUUUAAAAAUUGUGGAUGUUGUUGAGAAAGGAGAAGAAUUUGAAGAAUCUAGUAAAAUUAGUGAAGAUGAGUUUGAGGAAGAGAAACUUGAUGAUCACAUGUUUAACUUUGUAGCAUUUAAAAAUUAUUUAAGUAAUCUUAAUUCUUCUAUUACCUCUUCUUCCAUUAUUAAUAAUAAUAACUCACUUUAUUCUAAUCUUUAUACUAACUGUUUAAUUGAAACUCAUGAAGAUAUAAUUAGUUUAUCUCGACAAGUUGAAAUAGAAAAGUUGCUUCAAAAUAAUGCUAAUAUUUUUGCGUAUGAGUCACAUGACCUUGGUAAAACUGAGAUAGUUAAACACUAUAUUGAACCUGAAAAAGCAUUAACUAUAAAACAAAGCAUUAUCACUAAUCCUGAUAAAAUUAAAGCCAUUAAAGAAUUUUUAGUUCUUUGUGAUCUUUGA